Molecule: messenger RNA, 1164 nt
Organism: Otolemur garnettii (small-eared galago)
Lineage: Eukaryota; Metazoa; Chordata; Mammalia; Primates; Galagidae
Product: nucleosome assembly protein 1-like 1
Exons: 2
Coding region: 1-996 (331 amino acids)
Biological process (GO): nucleosome assembly
Cellular component (GO): nucleus; chromatin
Molecular function (GO): chromatin binding; histone binding
Source: RefSeq, a predicted model, not a curated record
AUGGCAGACAUUGACAACAAAGAACACUUGCCUAGGGUAGUUAGAAGACGAGUGAAUGCUCUCAAAAAUCUUCAAGUUAAACGUGCACAAAUAGAAGCCAAAUUCUAUGAGGAAGUUCAUGAUCUUGAAAGGAAGUAUGCCGUUCUCUCUCAGCCUCUAUUUGACAAGCAAUUUGAGAUUAUUAAUGUGAUUUAUGAACCUACAGAAGAAGAAUGUGAAUGGAAAGCAGAUGAAGAAGAUGAAAUUUCGGAGGAGCUGAAAGAAAAGGCCAAGAUAGAAGAUGAGAAAAAGGAUGAAGAAAAAGAAGAUCCCAAGGGAAUUCCUGAAUUUUGGUUGACUGUUUUUAAGAAUGUUGACUUGCUCAGUGAUAUGGUUCAAGAACAUGUUGAACCUAUUCUGAAGCACUUGAAAGACAUUAAAGUCAAGUUCUCAGAUGUUGGCCAGCCUACGAGUUUCGUCUUAGAAUUUCACUUUGAACCCAGUGAAUAUUUCACAAAUGAAGUAUUGACAAAGAUAUAUAGGAUGAGGUCAGAACCAGAUGAUUCUGAUCCCUUUUCUUUCGAUGGACCAGAAAUUAUGGGUUGUACAGGGUACCAGAUAGAUUGGAAAAAAGGAAAGAAUGCCACUUUGAAAACCAUUAAGAAGAAGCAGAAACAUAAGGGACGUGGGACAGUUUGUACUGUGACGAAAACAGUUUCCAACGAUUCCUUCUUUAAUUUUUUUGCACCUCCUGAAGUUCCUGAACGUGGAGAUCUGGACGAUGAUGCUGAAGCUAUUCUUGCUGCAGACUUUGAAAUUGGUCACUUUUUACAUGAGCGUAUAAUCCCAAGAUCAGUGUUCUACUUUACUGCAGAAGCUAUUGAAGAUGAUGACGAUGAUUAUGAUGAAGAAGGUGAAGAAGCAGAUGAGGAAGGAGAAGAAGAAGGAGAUGAGGAAAAUGAUACAGACUAUGACCCGAAGAAGGAUCAAAAUCCAGCAGAGUGCAAGCAGCAAUGAAGCCGGAUGUAUGAGGCCUUGAGGAUAAUCUGCACUGGUCUGCCUUCUGCUUCCCUGCAAAGGAUGAAUUUACAUCUUUUGACAAGCCUAUUUCAAGUUUUUUGUUGCUGUUUGUUUGUUUGCUUGUUUUUGUUUUUGCAGCCUAAAAUAAAAAUGUCAAAUACAAAA